AUGCUGGAGAAAUUGCCGUGUGAGAUCCUGAUGCUGAUCGCGGAUUGGCUGCCACCGGCCAGCCUGCGCGCCCUCAGCCGAGCUUCGUGUAGAUUGUAUUCUAUCCUGAUUCCUCAGAUCUACCGUACCAUUGCAUUCCGCGCAGCCAGUGAGUGGGCGCUGAACGUGCUAGAUGUUGGCUCCUUCUUUCUCCACCUCGGUCAGCCUCAUGCCGCGGAUUAUCUGCAACACGCGAGACACCUGCAGAUCCUGGCUCCAUUUCACCUCGUCCGGUUCAACCGAUGUGCAUACUACAACAUAUUUCGCACGGCGGGACUGCCGGUGUCCCCAAAUGCUCUGGGAGCCUCGGACGAGGCGACGGCACAUGAGCAAUCUUUGGACGACGUGAAGGAUCAAUUGCAGCUGAUCUUCACCCACUUGAAGCCGAAUAGCCUGAGCACUUUCGAAUGGCGUCUGGGGACAUGUGUCCCAAUGGGGGUUUUCGAUCAGGGCGGCUAUCUCAGCAGGUAUCAACGUCGCCUCACCCAUCUCUCACUCGUCACCGACGGCACUUGCCCUCAUGAGUGGCACCACCUGGAAGGGCUGUCCGAACUUUCGUGUCUAACGGCCUUUGAGUGGGAAGGAAUCCAACAUCCGACCGAGGCCGAUCUGCUGCGACAGUGCAUCCGUCACAAUUGGAGCCAACUCGACCACCUAUCCAUCGGCUUUGUUCCGUCCGCUUCCGCCCGUGCUUUGUGCUGGGAGAGCCUUGGGCUGCAGCAGCGAGAUCUCAGGGCCGACGAUGCAGUAGUCGAGAAGCCGGCAGCUGUUCCGGCCUUGUCCACCCUGUUACUGUCCAAGGUGACACUUCCACCAGAUCUCUCAGUAGACGGCAGCUCGAUGUUUUGCGUCCUGCGAGCGCUUACACUGCGGGACUGCCCGAAUCAGCUGCUUCUCUUGCGUUUGCUUUCUCAGUCACAAAAGCCGCUGCAACUGGAGCAUUUUGAAAUUUCUUCUGAUUUCCUGCUGCACGAACCGGGCGAAGGACGGAGUUUUCCUGCAAUCGUGCGGUUCCUACGUUCAUUCCGCGGGCUACAGCAUCUGAACAUGAGGUUGUCUAAUUUUCCAGCGUCAAAGUCCCGCAUCGAGGAUGCCAUUCGACACCACCGCACGACGUUGAAAAGCCUUGUCUACCAUGAGCGCCAACUCGCUCCGGUCGAUGAGGAUGGCUUGUUCGAGGACGACAGGGACGUAUCGCCCGUGUGGAUUGCAGAUUUGUCUACCAUUGUGGAUCUGGGUCAGGUGACUGCUCUGGCCCUAUGUGCAAGUCCAUCUGCAGCACGGCGGUGCCUACGUCCAACGGCGAAGCAUUCUCAGAUUCGGCUUUUACACUUGCGGUUUAGCGAGAUUAUCACCUUCCUGCAUGAGAAGCGCAGAUGGUAUCGCCGGGGCUCUCGUUUGCACUGGUGUCCCGUGAACCCGGAUGCCGGGAUUUCCUCCAAUGACAAAAGUGACUAUGGUCGCAUUCUCAACGCGUACUUUGAUAGGUCGCCACUCGAGUAUAUAGAUCUGCAAGAAGCAGUGCUCGAGUCUUCGGUGGCUAUUGCGGAGGCCGAGGAUUUUGUGUCAUUUGCCGAAUGGGCAUUCGGCCCCCGCGGACUGCCGGCUCUGCAGGUCCUCGCGUUCGGCGACUUCUCGCACGGUGAUCGAUACAGUGAGCAGCAGUUUUUGUUGCGUCGCGCCUAUCCUGCAUGGGAAUAUGGCAGCAAGAGGGUCGCCGGUGAUACAUGCGACGAUACGAUGCGAUUGCCAUUUCGUCCGGCGGGAUUGACUGAUCUUUCUAUUUGGGAUGGUGUUUCAGUGAACGGAGCCCGGUUUCUGUCCGCGUGCCCAGGGGGCGGGUUGAUGGAGUCACCGUACGAGCUGUAG
Molecule: messenger RNA, 1908 nt
Organism: Penicillium concentricum
Lineage: Eukaryota; Fungi; Ascomycota; Eurotiomycetes; Eurotiales; Aspergillaceae
Exons: 5
Coding region: 1-1908 (635 amino acids)
Molecular function (GO): protein binding
Source: RefSeq, a predicted model, not a curated record